Molecule: messenger RNA, 570 nt
Organism: Talaromyces marneffei
Lineage: Eukaryota; Fungi; Ascomycota; Eurotiomycetes; Eurotiales; Trichocomaceae
Exons: 3
Coding region: 1-570 (189 amino acids)
Source: RefSeq, a predicted model, not a curated record
AUGCCCCCCAAACGAAGAGGCGCUGCAGCAGCUCCCAAAGAGAAAAAAGCCCGCCAGUCCAAGCUUGCGAAGGAGAACAACAUCACCGCCGAAGAAGAGAAUGAGAUAAAAGAAGCAUUUGGCCUUUUUGCAGAUAAGAAUGAGGAAUUCAAGGAUGAGAAAGAGGGUGUGAUGCGGACGAGAGAUGUGCGACGAGCGCUUGUAGCCUUAGGUCUCCCACCCGACUCUGCCUCAGAAUUAUCCUCGAUCGUCGCCGCCGUCGAUCCUACUUCUACAGGUUUCGUGACCUACGACGCUUUCAUCUCCGUAGCAGCUGCAAAACUGCACAUGCGCGGCGACGAUGCGCUCGAUGCAGAGGUCGACGCAGCAUACCGUUUGUUUACGCAGGGGUCCGAGGGGCCUAUUACAUUACAUCACCUGCGACGAAUAGCGCGAGACUUAAAGGAGGAUAAUGUUGGUGAUGAUUUGUUGAAGGAUAUGAUUCGGGAGGCGAAUGGGGGGGAUGGAUUGCAGAACGGAGUGACGUUGGAGCAGUUUCGGGAUGUGAUGGCUAGAGCGGGUGUUUUCUGA